This is a messenger RNA of Sugiyamaella lignohabitans, 1020 nucleotides long. It is a transcript of the gene DAL5, whose product is annotated as allantoate permease. Gene Ontology annotation, cellular component: membrane. The transcript has a single exon. The record is from RefSeq and is a predicted model, not a curated record. Lineage: Eukaryota; Fungi; Ascomycota; Dipodascomycetes; Dipodascales; Trichomonascaceae. Bases 1 to 1020 code for a protein of 339 amino acids. Gene Ontology annotation, biological process: transmembrane transport. Gene Ontology annotation, molecular function: transmembrane transporter activity.
AUGACAAUACAAGAGAACGAGACGGCGAUGGGUCCCAAGGACCUUGGAAUCGUCGAGAAAAAUGCCAUGGUCGAGGUUGCUGAGGUCAAGGACCUAAAUCUCAAGACUGCCGAUUUGGCUAUGGAAGUGGCAUUUCAGUCCUAUGGUAUGGAAAUUGAUGAAGCUACCAACAGAAAGAUCCUUAGAAAAAUCGAUCUUUAUGUAUGUAGUCUCAUGUGUAUUGUCUAUGCUGUACAAUAUUUAGACAAGGUUACCAACAGUUUCGCGUCCAUUAUGGGACUAAGAACUGAUCUCAAUAUUACUGGAUCACAAUAUAGUUGGAUUGGUUCCGUGUUUUACAUUGCCUAUUUGGUUUUCGAGUUCCCAGCUUCUUAUUCUUUACAAAGAUUUCCGAUUGCUAAAACCGUAGGCGCUUUUGUUAUCGCCUGGGGGUUUGUUCUGUGUAUGACUGCACUUCCCACGAACUACGGCGGCUUCCUUACCACCCGUAUCUUUCUCGGUAUGUUGGAGAGUGCUGUUACUCCAGCUUUCGUCUUGCUUACGUCUCAAUGGUACAAGUCAGAAGAGCAGUUCACACGCACGUCUUUCUGGGUUGGCUGUAAUGGACUGGGUUCUAUUAUCGGUUCCUUGACUGCGUACGGUCUAGCUAAGAGACAAGAGGCUGGAACUCUACCAAUAUCUGGAUGGAGAUUGCUGUUUGUUAUUGUGGGAGUUGUGACUAUCGCUCUCGGAAUUAUAUUUAUUUUGGUCAUUCCAGAUGUCCCUGCAAAGGCAUGGUUUUUAACUGAAGAGGAAAAGCUUUUGGUAGUUGAGAGAAUCAGAAGUAAUAAACAAGGUUUUGGUAACAGAAAAUUCAAGAUGGAUCAAGUUAAAGAGGCAUUCACAGAUGUUCGUUUAUACUUGAACUUCCUAGUAAUGGUUCUUAUUGAUAUUCCUAAUGGAGGAAUGACCAAUUUCCAAAGUAAGUUUUGCUUGUAUUUUAAACAUUUUAAAACGAAAUCUGAAAAAAAGAAAGAUUGA